Messenger RNA from Dioszegia hungarica, 1704 nucleotides. RefSeq names its product putative methionine-tRNA ligase. Lineage: Eukaryota; Fungi; Basidiomycota; Tremellomycetes; Tremellales; Bulleribasidiaceae. Gene Ontology annotation, biological process: methionyl-tRNA aminoacylation. The record is from RefSeq and is a predicted model, not a curated record. Gene Ontology annotation, molecular function: methionine-tRNA ligase activity; ATP binding. The coding region runs from base 1 to 1704 and encodes 567 amino acids. The transcript is spliced from 7 exons.
AUGAGACUUCCUGCCUCGGCGUCAGCAUGGACUUCGCUCAGUAUUCGCGGUGCUGCAGGCAGUCUGCGAGCUGCUCUCCGAGCUCGACCAGUCGGCUUUCGAUAUAGCUCCUCUGCGCCUGCUGCUAGCACCUCAACGGAUACUAGGCAAUCACUCUUCACACCUACCACUGGUCCAGAUGGCGUGGUCAAGCCAUUCUAUAUAACCACUCCAAUCUUCUAUGUCAACGCAUCCCCGCAUGUUGGCCAUCUACACACUCUGGUUCUAAGCGAUGUUAUCGCACGGUACUCUCGCUUGAGAUAUCCCGAUCGCCCCGUCCUAUUCAGCACCGGGACAGACGAGCACGGGCUGAAAAUCCAACAAGCGGCCAAGCGGGGUGGGGUGGAUGAGCAGACUUUCUGCGAUCAAGUCAGCCAGCGCUUCCGAGAUCUCGCCGCUAAAGCCAAUAUCUCACACACGACCUUCAUCCGUACUUCUUCCCCGGAGCACCACGCAGCCGUCGAACGCUUCUGGGCCCAACUCGUGUCCGCCGGGGACAUCUACAAGGGCACUCACUCGGGCUGGUAUUCUGUCUCUGACGAGUGCUUCUACUCUCUCACGCAGACGACGAAGGGGGAGGACGGGAAGGUGUACGCGACGGAGACGGGGAAUGAGGUCGUUUGGGAGGAAGAGGAAAAUUGGAAGUUCCGCCUAGGAGCGUUCAGGGAGCGGCUUACAGCGUGGGCGAGUAGAGAGGGAGCAAUCCAGCCUACGACAUACCGGAAUGAUAUCCUGAACCAGCUACCUACGCUGGAAGACCUCUCCAUCUCCCGUCCGGCCUCAAGGGUCAAGUGGGGCGUGCCUGUGCCUCAAGACCCAGAGCAGACCAUCUACGUCUGGGUUGACGCGCUCAUCAACUACAUUACAGUGCUCGGAUAUCCGGGCAAGAUGGAGGGAUGGCCAGCAGAUGUCCACGUAGUAGGAAAGGAUAUCAUCCGGUUCCACGCCAUCCACUGGCCCGCACUACUCAUGUCCGCCUCCCUCCCCCCUCCGCGACACGUCCUCGCUCAUGCACACUGGACAAUGGCCCGCUCCAAAAUGUCCAAAUCGCGCGGAAACGUCGUAGAUCCCCUUGCGUCGAUGGAUACGUGGGGAGUGGACGGAGUGAGGUGGUAUCUGAUGCGAUCGGGCGGCGGGCUUCCUCUAGCUGUAUCAUACCGUCAACUCUCAGAUCAAAUGGGCAACCUCGUCUCCCGGAUCUCGUCCCCCCGCCUUCUGGCGAAAAUGCGGCCCUGGACGCCUGCGGACCGGAACGCCGAGAUUGACGCCUCGCUGGCUGCCUUGCGCGAGGUGUAUCAGACGAGGAUAGAAGGGAUGGAGAUUUCGAAGGCGUGCGAGGGGAUCAUGGACAUUCUGGGCGAUAUCAAUCGACUUGUUACUCAACUCCAACCCUGGGCUGCCUCUACACCGUCAUCGACCCAAUCCAUCGUUUACGCUUAUCACGCCCUCCGGAUGUCUGCUAUCCUCCUGCAACCUAUAAUACCAGCUAAAGCGGCGGAGCUACUCGAUCGACUCGGCGUCGAAGAGGGACAGAGGGGAUGGGAGGCGGUACUGUGGAGUGAGGAAGCGGGGGAAGUGGACGUGGAUGAUGUACGAACGAGAUUGGAAAGAGGGGCAGCAUCGUAUCAAGGCAAAGGGCCUUUAUUCCCGCCUGUCAAAGUAUAG